AUGCAAGCCACGGGACUACGCUCAUCGCGUUCACCUCGUCCUCAUAGCGCAGCAGUGCGUACUUCUUCGUCUGCCUUCGAUUUUGACGAUAAAGACGAUUCUCCUCCACCUUCAGUCAAAAGGAGCAAGAUGUCACCACCAUCUUCUUCUUCGUCCAAGUUUGCUGUACCCAAGGAGCGUCGCCCAGUAUAUCAGCAUAAGUGGACGGAAAAUGAUGAGGAUGAAAUUGAAAACACUAGCGAAGCCGAUCUAGAGGAAAGGGCUGCGCUACCGGCAGUGGGGCCAGCAAGUGCAACACAACGCUUACCCAUCUACAAAAGUAAUGAAGGCGCAAGAGUCCACAAAGUAAAAGAAGCCCACCAAUGCCUCGAAUCUGGAGAGCACGAUGAUUUCAAGCAGGAUAUCGAGUAUAUCCUCAGCACUAUGAAAGGAGAUUCAUCUGCCAAUAUCAAGUGCUUGAGCGCUAUAUCAUUGGCUCGAAAGUGUGUUUCGCCUGAGUUUCGACAAUUUAUCCGUAGUGAAGGCCUCGUUUCCAAUGUUUUCAAAGGUCUAGCGGAGGCUGCUAGCGAUCAGGUGAGUGAUGAUUCGUUCUAA
Messenger RNA from Cylicostephanus goldi, 594 nucleotides. The record is from the annotation of a GenBank genome assembly. NCBI's taxonomy places the organism in Eukaryota, Metazoa, Nematoda, Chromadorea, Rhabditida, Strongylidae.